Drosophila melanogaster (fruit fly) is the source of this 2928-nucleotide messenger RNA. RefSeq lists its product as uncharacterized. Lineage: Eukaryota; Metazoa; Arthropoda; Insecta; Diptera; Drosophilidae. The transcript has 10 exons. Gene Ontology annotation, cellular component: cytoplasm. Bases 669 to 1862 code for a protein of 397 amino acids. The record is from RefSeq and is marked reviewed. Gene Ontology annotation, molecular function: ligase activity; ubiquitin-protein transferase activity.
GAUUCAUCGAUGACCAACGUAUCGCCAUCCGUGGAUCGCUAAUUUGUUGUUGGUAAAAAAAAGCUUUAAUGCCCAGCACAAACCAACAAACAAACAAACGCAUCAACAGUAUAAGAAAACGAUAGUAAGUCGGGAAAAUCAAAGUGCAAAUCUGAACAUAAAAUAAGCAGAGUGCGAGCAAGACAGCGCAUGCUGGGCGCCGCAGGAGCUGUAGAAGAAGAAGCAGUGAGAGUGAAGUUGACUGGAAGUGGAGUGGAAAAAGAAGAGCGAGAAGAGAGCCAGCGAAAACAACAAAGAACAACCAGUCGACUCCAAAAAUUGCCCUUUCAAUCUACCUCCAAACACGAGCAAAAUCCUCAUUCUAAUAAAAAGCUCAAUAACUAAAUGAGUAAACAUAAUAUUCACAUAAAGACGCCCUGAAGAACAACUUAAAAACUAAAAAGGGUCAUCUGGAGUGGGCAGAUAAAAGCAGCUGACGGACAAAAAAAAAAAAAACAUUUAAUCCCAUACCAGCUUUCUACGCCUGGAAGUCGCAAAGGUAGAGCUCAAGAGAGGGGGAGCUAGCUCCCUGAAACCCCAGGAACCACAAAACUCCACUUGGACCACGAAAUAAUCAUAAGCACGAAAAAACACAGACCAGACCAGUUGCCUUUUAAGCCCGCCACAAGAUGGCGUGCCUUAACACCCUGAAGCAGGAAAUCAAAACGCUAGAGAAGAUCUUCCCGAAGAACCACGAGCGCUUUCAGAUCCUCAAUUCCAGCGUCGACGAACUGCUCUGCCGUUUUAUCGAUAAGAAUGGAAAGCGGUACGAUAUUCACGCCAACAUAACGGAAACGUAUCCCUCAUCGCCGCCAGUUUGGUUCGCCGAAAGCGAGGAGACGAGCGUCACAAAUGCUGUUCAAAUACUUAGCAAUACGAAUGGACGUGAUAAUCACGUGAUCAAUCAGGUGGGCAUACUGCUGCGUGAGCUGUGCCGCCUUCACAACGUUCCACUGCCACCCGACAUCGAUAAUUUGGCUCUGCCGCUGCAAACGCCGCCGCCAUCCGCUUCCCCCCUUCGCUGCGAGCAGAGACCAGGUGGUGGUGGAGCGGGGGGCGGUGGCGGACCCCACGGCAACGAGGAGACCGAUUCGGAUCAGGAGGAGAUCGAGGAUCCCAUCGGCGAGAGCGAACAGGAGAGCGAGGGCGAUGAGGACUUGCCGCUGGAAAUGGAUGAUGUACGCAGUACAAGCAAGAAGGACGACAUGGAAGUGGAACACCUAGCGACUCUAGAAAAACUGCGUCAAAGUCAGAGACAAGACUAUCUAAAAGGUUCCGUUUCGGGUUCCGUGCAGGCAACCGAUCGCUUAAUGAAGGAAUUACGCGACAUUUAUCGCUCAGACGCCUUCAAAAAGAACAUGUAUUCUAUUGAGCUCGUCAAUGAGUCGAUUUACGAAUGGAACAUUCGCCUCAAGUCUGUCGACCCGGACAGUCCGCUGCACAGUGAUCUGCAAAUGCUCAAGGAGAAGGAGGGCAAGGACAGCAUACUGCUCAACAUCCUGUUCAAGGAGACGUAUCCCUUCGAGCCGCCAUUUGUGCGCGUUGUCCAUCCGAUUAUCUCAGGCGGCUAUGUGCUCAUCGGUGGUGCCAUCUGCAUGGAAUUGCUGACCAAACAGGGCUGGAGCUCGGCAUAUACCGUGGAAGCGGUUAUCAUGCAAAUUGCAGCCACUCUCGUCAAGGGAAAGGCGCGCAUCCAAUUCGGGGCUACCAAAGCACUGACCCAGGGCCAAUACAGUUUGGCUCGAGCCCAGCAGAGCUUCAAAUCUCUGGUGCAGAUUCACGAAAAGAAUGGAUGGUUCACCCCGCCCAAGGAAGAUGGCUAAAACAAGAGAGUCCACUGAUGCACAUCCUUCCUAGAGUAACGCAUGCCAGCCUACACCAAUCAACACCACUCCUCACACCGCCAAAAUUAGCCUGUCCACAUCCGCCAAGCACACAUCCCGCACUCACUGCCGGCUUGAUCUGAUAUGUCUGAUGUCUGAUCUGGUCAGGACCAAUAUGGACGAAGCGCCCAUUUUUAAGAAGAUGGCCCACACAAUUACAUUGCUUGCUGCGUCGAUUGCGUAGUGGCCUGAAGCCGUGUAAUCUGUACAGAGUCUUGGAAACUGGAGCUGCAUAUAUUGGUGUAAAAGUGUCAAAAAAAAAAUGAGCAGCCGAAGAGUGUAAAAUGUCUAUGUCUAUAUCUGUUAUGUAUAUGAGUAUACUUUUAAUUUAAAUUGUAAAUGUAGUGGCUUUGAACCUUGAAAACAGCAACCACAAUCCCCAUACACUUUACACACACCCCUAAAUUGUAAAUUAGUUAAGUCGAAAUGUAUUCUUAUUUAAGUUUAACAAAUCCGUGGUAUCUUAAAUUUUUCCCUUUCCCUUUAACUGGUAAGCAAGCAACACAAGGAACGGCAUGUUGGGAAAAGUUGACGCGAUGUCGAUCGGAAUAGAUAUAUAUAUCUAUACAUACAUAUAAUUAUAAUUAUACAUAAAUAUAAAGAUAUAUAUUAAUAUUAGUGCGAGAGUUUAGCUUAAGCAGAAUAAUACAGAACGAUGCGUCGAAGAUGAGCAAAUUCUAAGUGUAAAUUCGUCUUUCCAAAUAAUCGUAAAAUAACGUAAAUCUAACUAUAAAAAAGAAUUAAAAAUGAAACCUAAAUCGAGUAGUUGGAGAACGAAAAUCGUAAAUAUUUGCAAGUAAAUUACCCAUUAUAUUAAAAAAAAGUUCGUUUUCGCGGGCAGCUGUUUUGCUGCCCCAUUAACAUUGUUUUUUUUUUUUUAUUAUGCGUAAAACGGCAGACAAAAUUUCAUUGUACAUUUCAAAACUGAAAUUGGCAUGCACGACGAAACGUUCAUUUUAAGUAUGUAUUUAAUAAAGAAAGAUAUAUACAUGCGUAAUGGGUAUUG